AUGGCAUUUGAGGAAAAUGAGGUACUUCUUCUAGGAAUUUCACACUCUAAUUUGGGUCAAGGGCUCUGGUAUCUUGACACAAGAGCCACCUCACACAUGACGGGGGAGAGAUCACUCGUCCAAGACUUAGAUGAGUCACAUUAGGAGAGAGUGAGAUUUGGUGAUGACUCUCGCAUCACAUCGAAGGUAGAAGUGAUAUUUUUUUGAAUACAAGAAGUGGAGAUCUGAUUACUCUAUCUAAUGUCCUAUACACACCAAGCUUAAGAGCUAAUAUCUGAAGUCUUGGAAGAUUGGAUGAACAAGGCUAUGAUAUUCACCUACACAAUGGAAUUCUGACCACUCACAGUCCCCAAGGGAGAUUGUUGACUAAAGUUAGAAGAAAUUCGGGAAGACUGUAUUUGUUGAAGCUCAAUAUGGUGGAGAAUUAUUUUCACAUUAGAGAUGAUGCCUCGUGGCUAUGGUACAAGAGGUAUGGACAUCUGAACUUCAGUUCUUUAAAGCUUCUUUCGACACAUAAUAUGGUGAUAGGACUCUCGAAAAUUCAAGAGGAGGAUCUUUGUGUUGACUAUGUGAAGUCAAAGUAAAGUAGAACACCGUUCUCAUCAGCCUCUUCAUUUAGAGCUUCACAACCACUAGAAUUAAUUCACGGUGAUUUAUGCGGUCCUAUUGAUUCUGAAACUCCGGGAGGAAGUAAGCACUUCUUGCUUUUAGUGGAUGAUCACAUAAGACUGACAUGGAUCUCUUUGCUUAAAAAGAAGUCAGAGGCUUUUAAUACUUUUAAGAGUCUUAAAUCACUAGCUGAGGCUGAAAAGUCUGUGAAAAUCAGUUGUCUAAGAAUAGACCAAGAUGGAGAGUUCAAUUCAAAAGAAUUCUCUAGUUUUUGUGAAGAACAUGGCAUCAAGAGGCAGCUCAGAGUAUCUAUUCUCCACAACAGAAUAGAGUGGUGGAGAGAUGCAAUCGUACUGUUAUAAACAUGGUAAGAUCCAUGUUCAAGUCAGAGAAUGUACCUUAGAAAUUUUGGGGAGAAGUCGCAAGCACUGUAGUCUUGAGAAUCCAUGUACCUAUUGAAUUGAGCUCCAACUAGAAGUCUUGAGAAUUUAACUCCAUAUGAAGCUUGGACUGAGAAAAAACCUAAUAUUACCCAUCUUCGUACCUUUGGGUGUGUUAUGUAUGUUAAAAUGUCAGGUAAAAGUUUGAAGAAAUUGGAUGUUAGAAGUCUUUUUAUGAUUUUUCUCGGCUAUGAAAGGGGCAUUAAAGGUUUUCAAGCUUUUGAUCCAUCCACUGGCUCUAUGCACAUCACGAGGGAUGCUGUCUUUCAAGAGAAGCGUUGGAAUUAAGAGAACUCUAACAUGAAGACAAAGUCAGGUUUGAAUCUCACUUGCUCGAUUUUUAAUCCAGAUGUUGAGUAGGUCAAUGAUAGUAUUAAACCAGAAGAGAUUACCUCUGAUGUGGCUGAUAAGGAAAUAGAAGAUGUGCCAGCUAAUAUUUCUAGCUCACCUGAUUAGAGUCAACCUCAAAGAUUCAAAGAUCUCACUCAGCUCUAUGCUAAAACUUGA
Molecule: messenger RNA, 1556 nt
Organism: Spirodela intermedia
Lineage: Eukaryota; Viridiplantae; Streptophyta; Magnoliopsida; Alismatales; Araceae
Source: the annotation of a GenBank genome assembly